Molecule: messenger RNA, 663 nt
Organism: Rotaria sordida
Lineage: Eukaryota; Metazoa; Rotifera; Eurotatoria; Philodinida; Philodinidae
Source: the annotation of a GenBank genome assembly
AUGAAUUUGGAAUCAUUAGCAAAUGAAUUGUUACUCAAUCUUUUUGAAUAUUUUGCCAGUGUUCAUCUUCUUCAAAUUUUUUAUAAUCUCAAUAUUCGCUUCAACAAUCUCAUCUUUCGUCAUUUCCAAAGACAUAGUCUUCAUUUUCAAUCAAUAUCAAAAUAUGAUUUUGAUAUAGUUUGUCAAAAAUAUCUUCCAUCAAUAACCGAUCAAAUAGUUUCUCUUCGUCUUUCAGACGAUGAUGACACUCCACAACAAAUUGAUCUGUUCUUUUCAUAUGGUUUAUCUUUUAAUCAAUUUUCUCAUUUACAAUCAUUAUCAAUUUAUCAUGUUUAUUCUUUAAAUUCCACGGAAAAAAAUAACAAACAUACAAUUGUAUAUAAUGAAAUAUAUGAUAUUGAAAUUAUUGAUUCAAUCGAACGAUUUCCAAAACUUGUAUAUUGUUAUUUAGAUAUAAUAAAUGAUAAUGAAUAUUGUUUUCUAACACCAUCAAUUAUUUCUUCAUCUCUUAAAUAUUUAUCUAUUCCAUAUUUGGAUUGUAAUAUAAAUCAAUUAAUAUAUUUAAUUAAACAUAUAUCUAAUCUUCAAUCACUUAAUAUACGUAUUGUAGAACAUUCGAUUAUUCUAGAAACACUAACAAAUUUUUAUCAAUUAAAAAAUUGA